Messenger RNA from Rotaria sp. Silwood2, 495 nucleotides. The record is from the annotation of a GenBank genome assembly. Lineage: Eukaryota; Metazoa; Rotifera; Eurotatoria; Philodinida; Philodinidae.
AUGCCUUCGAUAAGUGAAAAACCUCGUAUUGUUUAUAUUCAUUCUAAUUUUGAUAUUCAACAAUAUUCAACACAAUUUGAAUUACAAAGUGAACGCAAAUGUUUAUUUUUUCUUAAUAUAAUUAAUCCAUUCAAAGAUGAAUAUAGUACUACAGAUGAAUCUUUACAUCAAACAAUAGUUAAAAUAUUAUUAAAACAUCUGAAAACAGAAAUACGUUCACAAUAUAAUUGUUGGCCUAUGUAUAAUAUACCAUCAUCAUCACUUUCACUGAAAUACCUUUACACAACAAAUGAAAAUAAUAAGCAUGUUUUACCAUCGGAUAUUAUUUGUAAAGAAUAUUGUCAUCUUCAUGGUAUUUGUUGGCAAUCGAUUAAAGCUGAUAAAUCAUUAUAUGAUAAAAUGCGUGAAUAUUUAAAUAAUUUUCGUCUAGAAAUUAUCGAUGCACUUAAUGAAAAUAAAUUACGAACAGCAGUCAAUGAAGAAUCAGAACAGUAG